Molecule: messenger RNA, 2748 nt
Organism: Penicillium taxi
Lineage: Eukaryota; Fungi; Ascomycota; Eurotiomycetes; Eurotiales; Aspergillaceae
Exons: 3
Coding region: 1-2748 (915 amino acids)
Biological process (GO): actin cytoskeleton organization
Molecular function (GO): actin binding; small GTPase binding
Source: RefSeq, a predicted model, not a curated record
AUGGCUUCCAAGACUUCUGGCCCUCAGAUCUUUGAUGAUGCGAGUCGUGGACCCGCCCGGUCGUCGGUAUUUCGCUCCAUAAUGUCCAAGCAGCACAAAAGACAACAGUCUGCCGAUGUUGCGAGGAAUCCACAACAGUCUCCACGACUACCUCCACAACAGUCUCCGCGACUGCCUCAACAACUCCCGCAUCAACUGCCUCCACAACAGUCCAGCAUCAAUCAAAAUGAACAUGCACCAUUCCCAUGGACACAGCAGCCUGCGCCUGAGCCCGGCCACCUCCCAUUGUCCGAAAUAGUUCCUAACCGCGAUUUUUGGGGAAACGACGGUCUAGCCUCUGAACCCGGACCAAAGCCAGGUAAGGGUGCGCUGCACAAAAAGACAAAGAGUUCUGUCUCUCUGAAAUCACUGAAGAGCUACAUGGAGCGGAAGGAUCCUCGGUCUGAGGACGUCCCACGUCGGGGGUCAGAUGAGAUAAAGCCAAAGAAGACCAAAUCUACAGCCAGUCUCUCGGCCAUCCUGAAGCGAUCACAGCGUGGACACAAAGGUGAUGGCCAGAAGGAUGGCCAGAAGCUCAGUCGUGACAAAGAGAACAGAAGCCCCAUAGAUCUUGUCGACGGCAUGCCAUCCCCAAUUUGGCCCCAAGGCACGAACCCACUAUAUGUUCCGCCUAUGCAUCAACCUCAUCAAAGCUCGACAGCAAGCACAGCGGGCCACCGGAGAAGUGUGGCAGAAGAGCUUGAGCUCUACACACCCAAGGGCUACAGUCCAGCUCAGCAACGCAACUUUUGUGAUUACCAGCAGCCAUCUCUUUCGAAAACGGGUGAAGGAAAGCACCGACCAAAGUCGGAAUACGUUCAAAGUAGCCGAAAUCUGAACGCAAUGACGCUCAAUAUCCCUCGAAACUCAUUUGACGAUAGAGUAGCGGUUGAUCGAGUCAGUGUUGCUUCCCCCAGAGAGUCCAUGUUUGAGAGAGCCAAGAACAUGCCUCUUCCACCUUCUCCUACAAAAUCAGCUGGCCCACCUUCACCCACCAAAUCUGUCGGCUCGCCUUCUCCAAUGAAGGAAAACCAACACAGCCCGAAGAAAAUAUCUCGAGUGCAGGCUGCAAUAUCUGUCUUCAAUGCAAAGGAGAAGGACUUGGAUGUAAAGAAACACCUUGACUCGAAAGAUCUCGAAAAUGAAUUUGAGAAGUUGCUGGAUGCUAGAAAUAUUCCUCACAACAUGCGUGACAAGAUGCGAUCUCUUGAUACCAACAUCAAGGCUGACUUCAUCCAGAAGGAUCGAAUUGAAAAUGGCACUCCUCACAGUGCGAAUGGCAGCGACAGCAGUCGUCGUGGACGUGGAAAUGAAUCAAAAGAUGACCGCCCUCAAGAUCGUAAAAUCUCUCGAUCUCACUCUAGAAAUCAUGGUUUUACCUUGCGAGGCUCUGCAUCUCCCGGCAAAAAGCCACGCCCAGAGAGCGGAGGUAGCUUUCAUCGUCCGCGGUCGGUGGAUUUGUCUCAGCCUGUAGGUGUGUACACGACUCUUCAUCCUGGUGGUUCUGUUGCAUCCUUCUCAGAUGUAGCCGCCGUGGAUACAGCUGCGGAUCCUUCCGACUUUGUGCACUACCUACGAGAAAUUCAGAAACCAGAAAUGGUUGAAGUUGGAAAGUUGCACAAGCUACGUCUCCUUCUUCGCAACGAAACAGUCAGUUGGGUCAACGGCUUCAUCACCGAAGGAGGCAUGGAUGAAAUUGUUCAGCUUAUCUAUCGUAUUAUGAAAAUGGAGUGGCGAGAGGAUCACGAGGACACACUACUCCAUGAGGCGUUGCUAUGUCUGAAGGGCCUAUGCACCACUUCCAUCGCUCUGGCACAGCUUGCCAGCAUUGAGGGAGAGAUAUUCCCUGCGCUGCUUAAAAUGCUGUUUGACGAGGAGAAGAAGGGCCCGAGUGAAUUCACCACUCGUGGCAUCAUCAUCAACCUUCUUUUCACUCAGCUUGCUGAUGGGUCUCCGAGUGAGAUGCCUGCUCAACGAGCCAAGCGAAUCCUUUCCUACCUUCGAGAUCCUUCUCCAACAGAAGGCAAGCAGCCUGUGGCUUUUAUUGCUGACAUAUAUCAGUCUCGUCCCUAUCGGGUCUGGUGCAAAGAAGUAACUAACGUGACAAAAGAAGUGUUUUGGAUCUUCUUACACCACCUUAACGUCAUUCCACUACCCAAAAAGAAUUAUCAAUCGGAUGACACCUUUGUUGAAAUACGAGGAGGUUCAUAUGCACAGCGACAUUUCCCUCUACCUCGUCCGCCUGUGCCUGCAGCCCCAUACGUAGGCGGCGUUGAGUGGGAUGCAACCAACUAUCUGGCUGCUCAUCUUGAUCUGAUGAGUGGCUUGAUUUCCUUGCUACCUACUGUUGAGGAGCGCAACCAGCUUCGUGCGGAUCUGCGUGCUUCCGGCUUUGAGAAGGUUAUGGGGGCCACCCUUCGCACCUGUAAGGAGAAAUUUUACUCCUCUGUUCAUGAGUGCCUUCGAACUUGGGUCGCUGCAGCAGCCGAGGAUGGUUGGACUUACGUUUACGUGCGCGAGGGCCCUUCUCGUUCUAGUGAACCAGGAUCACCAACUAAGUCUCCCAAAAAGGCACCAGGAAGUCCAAAAAAGGGUCUUGUCGAUGAGAAGCCACCACAACUGAAUCUAGGAUUCGGAUUUGAUUUCUCCGAAAAUUACAACCCAACUGGCCCCGAAACCCCAUCGAGUGACCUUCGCAGCUGGCUUUGA